Molecule: messenger RNA, 3696 nt
Organism: Rhinocladiella mackenziei CBS 650.93
Lineage: Eukaryota; Fungi; Ascomycota; Eurotiomycetes; Chaetothyriales; Herpotrichiellaceae
Exons: 3
Coding region: 1-3696 (1231 amino acids)
Biological process (GO): transmembrane transport
Cellular component (GO): membrane
Molecular function (GO): ABC-type transporter activity; ATP binding; ATP hydrolysis activity
Source: RefSeq, a predicted model, not a curated record
AUGGCAGACAACGUAGAGAAGACGACUCCAAGCCGGGAUGGCUCCCGGCCGAGUUCUGAGAGUUCCGAGAAGCCUAAAAAGGAGAAGGAGGGGAGUGUCAAAGACUAUAUCCGCAUCUUUUCCUAUGCCGACAAGUACGACUGGAUUCUCAACAUUAUCGCUAUUACCCCGGCCAUCGCUUCGGGAGCCACUCUUCCCCUGAUGAGCAUUAUUUUUGGAACGUUCACCCACAAGUUCAACUCCUUCGGCUCUGGCAGUUCUUCCCCUGAUCAAUUUCGAGAUGACGUUGAUACAUUCGUUCUAUGGUUCAUCUAUCUUUUUGUCGGCAACAAUUCGAACAACUCGCCACUUUCGACAAGCAUUCCUCGAAUGUACUUUACGGCAAGAAUCUGGCAUUUCGACAACUUAAGUAAUGGUGCGACGGCCACGCAAGUCACGACCAACGGGAACAAGAUACAAAGUGGAAUCGGCGAAAAGCUCGUUUUCACGGUUCAGGGGCUUGCCAUGUUCUUCGCUUCUUUUGUCGUCGCAUUGACCACCCAAUGGAAGCUGGCCUUGAUCACGAUGUGUGUGAUUCCUGCCAUUUUCCUCACCGUCGGUAUCUGUGUAGGCAUCGAUUCAAUUUUUGAAGCUCGGGUCACUCGCAUCUACUCCCGAGCCGCGGUGCUUGCAGAAGAAGCGUUGUCAUCCAUUCGGACAGUACACGCCUUCUAUGCACAAAAGAAAAUGGUUGAGAAAUACGACACAUUUCUUCAGCAAGCACAUAAAGAAGGCAACAAGAAGUCCCCAGUCUAUGGCAUUGUUUUCUCGACAGAAUACUUUUGCACGUAUUCCGCUAUUGCACUUUCAUUUUGGCAAGGCUUCAGAAUGUACCAGAGCGGUGAAAUUCCUAAUGUGGGAGACGUCUUCACCGUGGUGCUUUCGAUGACCAUUGCUGCUGCCUCAAUUUCCAUGCUUGCACCACAAAUCCAGACCAUCAGCUUUGCCGCAUCAGCUGCGUCCGAAUUGUUCAGUAUUGUUGACAAGGAAUCCCAGUUGGACCCCUUGGACCCAUCGGGAGAACAGCCGGCUACCUGUGAAGGACGAAUUGAGGUCAGAGAUCUCGACUUCGCAUAUCCAUCCCGCCCUACCGCGCAAGUGUUGCGUGAUUUUUCUUUGGAUAUUCCCGCGGGCAAGACCACUGCUUUGGUGGGCGCUUCUGGUUCCGGGAAGAGCACCCUCGUCGGUCUGCUUGAACGGUGGUAUCUUCCGAGUGCUGGAAAGAUAACCCUCGAUGGCUCAGACUUGGCCGAUUGUAACACAAAGUGGCUCCGAAGUCAGAUCCGUCUCGUGCAACAAGAGCCUCUCCUGUUCCGAGGAACGGUCUUCCAGAACGUUAGCAAAGGGUUUUCAGAUCAGCAACGAACCCUGCCGCACGAACAACAAAUGGAGCUUGUCCGUGAUGCCUGUAAGGCAAGCAAUGCCGAUGAGUUCAUCAGUGAACUUCCCCGUGGAUACGACACAGAAGUAGGUGAGCGAGCUGGAACUUUGAGUGGAGGACAGCGACAGCGCAUUGCCAUUGCUCGCAGCAUUAUCUCCAAUCCCAAAAUCCUGCUUCUGGAUGAAGCGACCAGUGCAUUGGAUCCCAAGGCCGAGAAAGUGGUUCAAGAUGCUUUGAAUCGUGUGUCCGAGAAUCGGACCACGUUGGUGAUUGCACACAAGUUGGCGACCGUUAGGAAAGCCGACAACGUAGCUGUCAUGUCUCAAGAGGACGACACAUUCAACGUUGUUGACGAAAAGAGCCCUGUUGAUACCCUGGGAGAACACCUCGCACUUCAAAGAACCGUCACCACUGUUGCUUCCCAAGAUGACGAGCCUGAGAAACAGAAACAAGUUGUCGGCACUCUGGGAUACUCACUUUUGCGAUGUAUUAUGAUCAUGUUCUACGAACAAAAAUCGUUAUACUGGUGCUUUCUCAUUUCGACCAUCGCCUGUUUGGCGGCGGGCGCAACCUUUCCCGGGCAAGCCCUUCUCUUCUCCAGACUCUCGACGGUCUUUCAGUCGAGCGGCCAGGAGGCUCGAGACCGUGCAGACUUUUACUCUUUAAUGUUUCUGGCGGUAGCACUCGGGAAUCUGGUGUCUUACUUUGCCAUUGGAUGGAUUUGCAACAUUGUGGGCCAAACAGUUACGCAUCGCUAUCGUUCCGAAAUGUUCCAACAGGUGCUAUCCCAAGAUAUAGAGUUCUUCGACAUCCCCGAAAAUACGUCCGGAGCGCUAACUUCGAAGCUUGCUACCCUCCCGGAUCAACUCCAGGAGCUUAUUUCGGCCAAUAUUCUUCUUAUCUUUGUUGCGUUGGUGAACGUGGUCUCCAGCAGUGCACUGGCACUUGCUUAUGGUUGGAAAUUGGGUCUCGCUGUUGUCUUCGGGGCACUGCCACCGUUACUCCUCGCUGGUUAUUUUCGAAUUCGCCUGGAAACCAGACUCGAGGAGAAAAAUUCAGAGAGCGCGGCAGAAAGUGCUGGGCUGGCCAAUGAGGCAGUCACUUCGAUUCGAACGAUUGCUUCUCUUACUCUCGAGUCUCACGUUCUCCAGGAGUAUUCGGACAUGCUGAGCAACAUUGUUCUGAGAUCAAUGCGAGCCUUGGUCUGGACAAUGUUUUGGUUUUCUCUGUCACAGUCAAUUGAGUUCCUGGCAAUGGCGCUGGGGUUUUGGUAUGGAAGUCGAUUAGUGGCCUCGGAAGAAUACACGACGACUCAGUUCUACAUCAUCUUCAUUGGGGUCCUUUUCGCUGGUCAGGCAGGGGGACAGCUAUUUGGGUAUUCAACAAGCAUCACGAAAGCCCAGGGAGCCGCCAAUUACAUUCUGUGGCUGCGAACACUGAAGCCGAAUAUCAGGGAGACCGAAGCCAACCAAACCAAUGGACCCGAAGGCGACGGUCCGGUUGCUAUUGAAGAUGUUGACUUCCGCUAUCGUCAGCGAGAAACUUCCAGAGUGCUUCGAGGGAUAUCGAUGACUAUCAAUGCGGGCCAGUUUGUUGCCUUCGUCGGCGCUUCGGGCUGUGGGAAGUCGACUCUGAUUGCCUUGUUGGAAAGAUUCUACGAUCCUACCACAGGCCGGAUCUGCUUGACGACCAAGGACGUUUCAAAUAUGUCUCCUCGUUUGUAUCGAGGACACAUGUCUCUCGUGCAGCAGGAACCAUCACUCUAUCAAAGAUCGGUACGAGAGAACGUCUCCCUCGGCCUCGAGCGCGAGCCACCAGAGGAAGAGAUACGAGAAGCAUGUCGCAAAGCGAAUGCACUGGAUUUUGUCGUUUCUCUGCCCCAGGGAUUUGAUACCCCAUGCGGAUCUCGAGGGAUGCAAUUCUCGGGCGGUCGGAGACAACGAAUCGCCAUUGCCCGAGCCUUGAUCCGAAAUCCUCGAUUGCUGCUACUCGACGAGGCUACGUCGGCUCUGGACACACGAUCUGAACGGUUGGUGCAGGCGGCGUUGGACGAAGCGACCAUGAGUCGGACCACGGUUGCAGUUGCGCAUCGACUGUCAACGAUUCGUCACGCCGAUGUCAUCUACGUACUCGCCAAUGGCAAAAUUGCCGAAAUGGGGACGCAUGCUGAGCUGCGGAAAUUGAAAGGCAGAUACUAUGUUUGGCGCAGUCUUUGGAUAAAGCGUAAAGACGACCUUCUCCAGUCAGAAUCGGCUAUACCCGUGUAUCUGAUAUGA